UGGUUUUUUCCUCUUCGUCGUCCACCCACCCACUGUCCCACUCCAAUCACUUUAGUUGUUUGAUAAGAAAUUCCAUUGUAUUUGGUAUCCAAAGCACGUUUACAGCGAUAUUUAACGUAAUAGGAUUCCUAGGACAUCUGUUUCCGCAGUAUGGCAGCUGCGGACUCUCGUUCCUGCGACAUACAAAGUCCGUAUGUCUCGAGUUUGGAAGUGUAAAAAGUGUUGUGUUGUAGAUUUGGGUGUGAAUUUCAUAAACAGUUAGAUGUGUUUGUUGUUAAUUUGUACACUAGCAUUCUACGCUUGAAUAUUUGCGCGAUGUGGUCACUGUAAAUAAAGUUUGACUGUUUUUUUGUGAAUUUGCGACGAUGUCUUUGCAAAAGAGUGAGAAAAGUGUGCGGAGCGGAGGCGCGGCGGAGCGGAGCGAGGCGGCGGACAACGCGUCCAUCUGCUCGUCGGUGACCACGCAGCCGGACCGGCACGGGUUCUUCGGCGGCGCGCAGUACAGCCCCGAGCCGCGGCGCACGGUGUCCCCCAGCACGAUCCUCAAGCGCGAGCAGAAGUGGCUGCGCAUGCUCAACAACUGGGAGUCCUUCAUGAGCAAGAACUACAAGAAGGUGCGCGAGAGGUGCCGGAAAGGUAUCCCGGCGUCCGUCCGUCCCAAAGCGUGGCUGUACCUGUGCGGGGGCUCCCUCCUCAUGAGCAAGCACGCGGCGGUGUACGAGCAGCUGCGGCGCGCGCCCGGGGACCCUCGCUGCGUCGACGACAUCAAGAAGGACCUGCACCGACAGUUCCCGCAUCAUGAGAUGUUUAUACAGGAGGAGGGGCCCGGCCAACAAGAGCUCUUCUCCGUUCUCAAAGCCUACUCAGUGCUGAACCCCAAGGUGGGGUACUUCCAGGCGCAGGCGCCGGUGGCGGCGUUCCUGCUGAUGCACAUGCCGGCCGAGCAGGCCUUCUGGUGCCUCGUCAGCAUCAGCGACAAGUACCUGUCCGGGUACUACAAUCCUGGAUUAGAGGUCCUACAGCGCGACGGCGACAUCCUCCAAGCCCUCCUCAAACGCACAUGCCCGGCGGCGCAGCGGCACCUGGCGCGCCACCGCGUGGAGCCCGUGGCGUACUGCACGGAGUGGCUGCUGUGCGCGCUCACCCGCACGUUGCCCUGGGACUCGCUGCUGCGCGUGUGGGACUGCUUCCUGUGCGAGGGGGUCAAGGUGCUGUUCAAGGUGUCGCUGGUGAUCCUGGCGGGCGCGCUGGGCCCCGCCAAGGUGCGCAAGCGCGCCAACGGACUGUGCGAGACACUCGAGGUGCUGCGCCACCCGCCCGAGCACAUCCUGACGGAGGAGUACCUGGUGUACCACAUGCAGCGCCUGUCGCUCAGCGAGGAGGACUUCGAGCUCGAGCACCAGCGCCAGACCAGCCGCCGCCGCGCCCUGCACGCGCAGCGGAGUGGCAGCUGAUUCAGCGAGUAUUCCUACAAGCGCUAUUCCAAGAAUAGCGCGAGGAAUCUCUUCAACACUCUGUGAAGUGUGAGACGUUCAGUGCAAUGACGCUAGUGAGUGUGGACGCAGUGUGAGCCCUGCGGCUAGAGGUAAGGACGAUUUCAGGUUCAAUUGUACAUCAGUGAAAGUUUAGAAGUGUGUACCUGGACAAUCAGUCAAAGUUGUGGAGUUG
This is a messenger RNA of Plutella xylostella (diamondback moth), 1668 nucleotides long. It is a transcript of the gene wkd, whose product is annotated as TBC1 domain family member whacked. Lineage: Eukaryota; Metazoa; Arthropoda; Insecta; Lepidoptera; Plutellidae. Gene Ontology annotation, biological process: regulation of GTPase activity. Gene Ontology annotation, molecular function: GTPase activator activity; small GTPase binding. The record is from RefSeq and is a predicted model, not a curated record.